AUGAACGGUCAAGCAAUUCCAGGGGCUCUGAAAAUCCAAAAUACUCUGCAUGUUGUGUCAAUGAACAUAAGGUCAUAUAACAACAUGUUCUGCUUCACGUCCAUGGGUGGGAAAAUUGAUAGAACUAUUAACAAUGGAACAUCACCGCCUAUAUUCCGUAUAAAUGGUCAAAAUUUUCAUCGCAUUGGAAGUUUAGUCCCUUCAGUUGGCAUUCAACCUAAAUUUGCCCAAUUAUACAUUCACGAUACAGAGAAUGAGAUAGAAAAUCGCUUCAACUCUUUGAGGGCGCAAAACAAUGGUUCUACAUUGCAUGUUGAGGUAGUACAUGACAUUAAACAAGCGCUAGAUGAACACAAUGUGUUGGUUAAGUCAUUCCGAAUGACCAAGUCGUUUAUUGAAUCUAAUCCUCAAACUCAAAUAAGAAUGAGAUUAAUAGGGAAGAGGACCAAAGAUGCCAGAACUUAUGCGCUUCCAACUACUUCCGAGGUUGCCACUCUCAUUGUUGGAGAUAUAGACCCUUACAUGGGCCAGCGUGAUAUUAUUAUCGAGUCUAGAUCUGGAGUCCUGAAACGAAUAAGUGAAUUAAGCCCUGCUUAUUUACCAUUGCAAUACCCAAUAUUAUUUCCAUAUGGAGAGGAUGGUUUUAGGGAAGAUAUACCUUUUGCUACACAUGGUAGUAAACAAGACUUUUCAAGAAAGAGUGUUUCACAAAGAGAGUACUUCGCGUUCCGUAUACACGAAAGAUCAAAUGAGAUCUCAACUAUAAUGUAUGCUAGAAGGUUAUUCCAGCAAUUCUUGGUUGAUGCAUAUACUAUGGUUGAAUCUUCGAGGUUACUCUAUAUUCGGUUAAAUCAAAAAGCUUUGAGGUGUGAGGCGUACAAAGGUCUCUCUGAUGCGUUGACGCGAGGUGAAGUUCAACCCAGUUCUCAAGUUAUAUACACAAUUGAGUUCCAGAAACGUGGUCUUCCGCAUGCUCACAUAUUACUGUUCCUGCAAGCGAACAGCGAGUUUGCAGAGCCGGCCUUUAUGGACACGAUCAUUUUAGCCGAGAUCCCCGACAAGGUGACAGACAAUGAGUACUACAAACAUGUCGGAGAAUUCAUGUUGCACGGCCAGUGUGGUGCUGCCAGGAUUAAAUCCCCGUGCAUGGCAAAUGGCAAGUGUUCAAAGCAUUUUCCAAAAAGAUACAUUGAUGCAUCGCAUUUUGACCAGGAUGGCUACCCGUUGUCAAUCAAGUACUUAUUCAAGUAUGUAAACAAGGGCAACGACCGGGUCACUGCUGAGUUUUAUAAGGCUACGAUCGAUGGAGCUUGUAACGAGAUUGUGGAUGAGAUAAACAUGUACUAUGAUUGCAGAUACGUAUCUGCAUGUGAGGCAACAUGGAGGUUGUUUAGUUUUGAAGUACAGUACAGAACUCCCCCGGUUGAGCGAUUAAGCUUUCACUUGCCGGACUGCCAAUCAGUUGUUUUCCAAGACGAUGAUACGAUUGAUAAUGUCCUCAAUAGGGAAACCGUUGGGCAAAGUAUGUUUAAUGCAUGGUUUGUAGCCAAUCAGAAUUUCAAAGAAGCGAGUUUACUGACGUACAUCGAGAUGCCUACCAAAUUUGUGUGGAAAAAGGACAUGCGUGAAUGGCAUCCAAGAAAGAAGGGUUCCUCAAUUGGUAGAUUAUUCUAUGUACCUCCAGCUUCAGGGGAAAUAUAUUAUUUGAGGUGUCUAUUGAACAUAGUCCAUGGUCCAAAAAGUUACAAAGAUAUUAGGACAGUUAACGGUGUUGAGUACUUGACCUUUAGAGAUGCGUGUUAUGCUCAUGGAUUGCUAGACGAUGAUAAAGAGUACAUUGAUGCUAUAAAUGAAGCAAGCUACUGGUCAACUGCGCAUUCAUUGAGGAAGCUAUUUGUUGUUUUACUAACAUCAUCAUCAAUUAUUAGACCCGAAAAUGUUUGGAAUCAAGUGUGGGAACAUUUGUCUGAAGAUGCUCAACACUAUCAAAGGAGAGUAUUAAAACAACAAGAGGAAGAGAAAAAGAACUUUGCAUUAUUUCAAUUGGAAAACCUGUUGGGUCAACAAAACAAGUCUUUAAAAGACUACCCCCCGAUGCCAACACCAAGUACUGAUAAUUCACGGUUGUUUCAAAAUCGUUUGCUUUUUGAAGAGUUGUCUUACGAUUCGGAACAGUUGAAGACAGAUUCUGAAGUGCUUUGUGCCAAACUAACUGAAGAACAGGGUCUCAUUUAUGAUACUGUUAUCCAAGAUAUUGCAAACAAUAAAGGUGGCUUAUUUUUUGUUUAUGGUUACGGUGGAACAGGAAAGACUUUCCUGUGGAGAGCGUUAUCAGCUGCAGUCAGAUGCAAAGGCCAAAUCGUUUUAAAUGUCGCCUCAAGUGGCAUAGCUUCUUUGUUGUUACCAGGUGGCCGGACUGCACACUCGAGAUUUGCAAUACCUAUUGCAAUAAAUGAGGACUUUACCUGUAACAUUAAGCAAGGUAGCGACUUGGCUGAAUUGCUGAUCAAGACGAGCUUGAUCAUUUGGGAUGAAGCUCCCAUGAUGCACAAACAUUGCUUUGAAGCUUUAGACAGAACCAUGCGGGAUUUGUUGCGUUUUGUAGACCCUAAUAGUGAAAUGAAGACGUUUGGUGGUAAAACAGUUGUUUUGGGUGGAGAUUUCCGCCAAAUUCUUCCAGUAGUUCCCAAAGGUACACGGCUCAGCUCGGUACCAAAUGGUGGAAACCGACAGGCAUUACAAGAGUUUGCUGACUGGAUUGCCAAUAUCGGCGAUGGAAAGCUUGGUGGGCCGAAUAACGAGUUCGCAGAUGUUGAAAUACCAAUGCACAUGUCAUACUAUAGUUCAGACGCAGUAUGCAAAGCCAAUGGCGAUAACGGUAUAUUUGGAGAUGUACACACACCGGAAUUUCUAAACAGCAUUCGGGUUUCAGGUCUACCAAAUCAUACACUGUCUUUGAAAAUCGGAUCACCAGUAAUGUUAAUGAGAAAUAUUGACCAUUCUCUUGGUUUGUGCAAUGGAACUCGGUUGAUAAUCACAAAGCUUGCAGAUCAUGUGAUUGAAGGCGAGAUUCUGACUGGUCCCAACAAAGGUACAAAAGUGUUAAUCCCCCGAAUGUCAAUGGCACCCUCGGAUCCAAGAUUGCCGUUCAAGUUUCAAAGAAGGCAAUUUCCAUUGAUGCUUUCAUAUGCGAUGACCAUAAACAAAAGUCAAGGCCAAACGUUGACUCAUGUAGGUUUAAUACUAAAGAAACCGGUUUUUGUACACGGUCAGUUGUACGUAGCUGCAUCUCGGGUUAAUAAUCCAGACGGUCUCAAAAUAUUGAUAGCAAAAGACUCAAGUUCAACUACAACCUCAACCACUAAUGUUGUAUAUCAUGAAGUUUUCAAUAAUUUGUAG
This is a messenger RNA of Ipomoea nil (Japanese morning glory), 3399 nucleotides long. RefSeq lists its product as uncharacterized. Bases 1 to 3399 code for a protein of 1132 amino acids. The record is from RefSeq and is a predicted model, not a curated record. NCBI's taxonomy places the organism in Eukaryota, Viridiplantae, Streptophyta, Magnoliopsida, Solanales, Convolvulaceae. The transcript is spliced from 8 exons. Gene Ontology annotation, molecular function: DNA helicase activity. Gene Ontology annotation, biological process: DNA repair; telomere maintenance.